AUGCUGUAUGCCCAGGCCCCACCCACCAUGAAGGGUAUAAAAGGACCAUGGAGGGAGGAGAGACUCAAACCUACCCACCUCCACUUCCGUCGGGUCACCUCCUCUUCCAUCACCUCUCCUAGCACCAUGCCUUACAGCUGCUGCCUGCCCAACGUGGGCUGCCACUCCGGCUGCUCCUCCCGGCCCUGCGUGCCCCCCAGCUGUCACGGCUGCACCCUGCCCGGGGCCUGCAACAUCCCCGCCAACGUGAGCAGCUGCAACUGGUUCUGCGAGGGCGCCUUCAAUGGCAACGAGAAGGAGACCAUGCAGUUCCUGAACGACCGCCUGGCCAGCUACCUGGAGAAGGUGCGGCAGCUGGAGCGGGACAACGCGGAGCUGGAGAGCCGCAUCCGGGAGCGGUCCCAGCAGCAGGAGCCCCUGGUGUGUCCCAACUACCAGUCCUACUUCCGGACCAUCGAGGAGCUCCAGCAGAAGAUUCUGUGUGCCAAGUCUGAGAACGACAGGCUGGUGCUACAGAUUGACAAUGCCAAGCUGGCCUCCGAUGACUUCAGGACCAAGUACGAGAUGGAGCGUUCCUCACGGCAGCUGGUGGAGUCAGACAUCAACAGCCUACGCAGGAUCCUGGACGAGCUGACCCUGUGCAAGGCUGACCUGGAGGCCCAGGUGGAGUCCCUGCGGGAGGAGCUGCUCUGCCUCAAGCAGAACCAUGAACAGGAAGUCAACACCCUGCGUUGCCAACUCGGAGACCGCCUCAAUGUGGAGGUGGACGCCGCCCCCACCGUGGACCUGAACCGUGUACUCAACGAGACCAGGAGUCAGUACGAGGCCCUGGUGGAGACCAACCGCAGGGACGUGGAGGAAUGGUUCGCCAGGCAGACCGAGGAGCUGAACAAGCAGGUGGUGUCCAGCUCGGAGCAGCUGCAGUCCAACCAGGCAGAGAUCAUCGAGCUGAGACGCACGGUCAACGCCCUGGAGGUGGAGCUGCAGGCCCAGCACAACCUGAGAAACUCCCUGGAGAACACGCUGACGGAGACGGAGGCCCGCUACGGCUCCCAGCUGUCCCAGGUGCAGGGCCUGAUCACCAACGUGGAGCACCAGCUGGCGGAGAUCAGGAGUGACCUGGAGCGGCAGAACCAGGAGUACCAGGUGCUGCUGGACGUCCGGGCUAGGCUGGAAUGUGAGAUCAACACGUACCGGGGGCUGCUGGAGAGCGAGGACUGCAAGCUCCCCUGCAACCCAUGCGCCACCACCAACGCUAGUAGCAACUCCUGCAGGCCCUGCUCUCAAAAGCGUUCCUGUUAAAACUUGCAUCCUCUUUGAAACUGACAAUGGAGCCUAGAUCAAGCACAGGAAAGGUCCUGCCUUUGCUGGAGCUCAGUUACCAUUUGGAUCCCUCGUCAAGCCAGCUGUGAUAUUUCUACACACGGAGACGCUCCCCAGACCCAUGAGCUAAGACACACAUCAUCAGCUUCCAGUGUCUGGAAAACUCCCUCUUGCUAAAGGUUGAGUCUCUACCUCUGAAGACGUCCAGCUUUCUGUAAUCUGAGCUCCAGAUUUUACUUUAGGGCGUUUCCUGUACAUAUUAUGUUCCCUGCUUUCCUAGCUUCUUUGGUAUUCUCUGGAAUGCAAGGAGGCUACUUCAUUUACUCCCCAAUAAACUUUAUUUCUCUGGCAUAGUAAA
Messenger RNA from Camelus dromedarius (Arabian camel), 1681 nucleotides. Its product is annotated as keratin, type I cuticular Ha4. Gene Ontology annotation, molecular function: structural molecule activity. Lineage: Eukaryota; Metazoa; Chordata; Mammalia; Artiodactyla; Camelidae. The record is from RefSeq and is a predicted model, not a curated record. Gene Ontology annotation, cellular component: cytoskeleton. Gene Ontology annotation, biological process: intermediate filament organization; epithelial cell differentiation.